Molecule: messenger RNA, 1719 nt
Organism: Oryza sativa Japonica Group (Japanese rice)
Lineage: Eukaryota; Viridiplantae; Streptophyta; Magnoliopsida; Poales; Poaceae
Product: geraniol 8-hydroxylase
Molecular function (GO): monooxygenase activity; heme binding; iron ion binding
Source: RefSeq, a predicted model, not a curated record
AUGUCCCAGAUUCUAGCACACACACAAACACACAUCAUUUUGUUUACCAAACACACUGAAACACGGAGCAAUGGCGGCUUUGCUCCUUUGGCUGUCAUGGCUUCUACUCUCCCUCCUCUCCAUCUACCUCCUCGACCUCCUCGCACACUCACGACGCUGCCUCCCGCCGGGACCCCGUCCGCUGCCGCUGAUCGGCAGCCUCCACCUGCUCGGCGACCUGCCACACCGCUCGCUCGCCGGCCUCGCCAAGACUUACGGCCCUCUCAUGUCGCUCCGCCUUGGCGCUGUCACCACGGUGGUCGCCUCCUCGCCGGAGGUCGCCCGCGAGUUCCUGCAGAAGCACGACGCCGUCUUCGCCACCCGUUCAACCCCCGACGCCACCGGUGACCACGCCAGGAACUCCGUCGCCUGGCUGCCCCCCGGGCCGCGGUGGCGCGAGCUCCGCAAGAUCAUGGCGACGGAGCUGUUCUCCACGCGCCGGCUCGACGCGCUCCACGAGCUCCGGCAAGAGAAGGUGGCGGAGCUCGUCGACCACGUGGCGGGUCUGGCGCGCGACGGCACGGCGGUGGACAUCGGCCGCGUGGCGUUCACCACGAGCCUGAACCUCGUCGCGCGCACCAUCUUCUCGCACGACCUGACGAGCCUCGACGACCACGGCGCGUCGAAGGAGUUCCAGCGACUGAUCACGGACGUCAUGGAGGCAGUCGGCAGCCCGAACCUGUCGGACUUCUUCCCCGCGCUCGCCGCCGUCGACCUGCAGGGCUGGCGCCGGCGGCUGUCUGGGCUGUUUGCGCGGCUGCACCGGCUGUUCGACGCCGAGAUGGACCAUCGCAGGCUGCACGGAAUGAAGGAGAAGGACGGCGACUUCCUGGAGGUGCUCCUGAGGCUCGCCGCGCGGGACGACGACACGGCGAGGCUCGACGGCGACACGCUCCGGUCACUGUUCACGGACUUGUUUACUGCAGGUAGUGACACAAGUUCUAGCACAGUAGAAUGGGCAAUGGCCGAAUUGCUACAGAACCCAAUAUCAAUGGCUAAACUAUGCGAUGAGCUAAGACGAGUUGUUGGGUCAAGAAGAAGAAUUGAAGAAUCUGAAAUUGGUCAAUUGCCCUAUUUGCAAGCUGUCAUAAAAGAAACAUUUCGACUGCAUUCACCAGCUCCGUUAUUAUUACCACGGCAAGCUACGAGGACGAUCCAAAUAAUGGGUUAUACAAUACCUAAAGGUACUAGAGUGUUAAUAAACGUGUGGGCCAUGGGUCGAGACGAAGAUAUAUGGCCAGAAGCGGGAAAGUUUAUUCCGGAGAGAUUCCUAGAAAGGACAAUUGACUACAAAGGUGGAGAUUUGGAGCUCAUCCCAUUUGGUGCGGGACGACGAAUCUGCCCUGGAAUGCCAUUAGCUGUUAGGAUGGUGCAUGUACUUCUUGCAUCCCUGUUAAUUCAUUUUAAAUGGAGACUCCCAGCUGAGGUAGAAGGAAAUAGAAUUGAUAUGACGGAGAAGUUUGGUGUGACUUUAGCAAAAGCCAAUCAUUUAUGUGCGAUGGCCGCACCAACGUAAGUCAAUCAGGCUCUUGUGGGUAAAAAGUAAUAGAUUGCCUUUACAAAUGGAAACAUUCCAUCAGGAAUGUGAUUAUUGGUGCAAAUAAAUGAAUAGUUUUGUAAAUUUCUGGGUAUGUUAUUUAACUGAUCGAAUCGGAUAAGUACAAAAAUUAUAUUUGUGCA